Molecule: messenger RNA, 1862 nt
Organism: Durio zibethinus
Lineage: Eukaryota; Viridiplantae; Streptophyta; Magnoliopsida; Malvales; Malvaceae
Product: BEL1-like homeodomain protein 9
Biological process (GO): regulation of DNA-templated transcription
Molecular function (GO): DNA binding
Source: RefSeq, a predicted model, not a curated record
GUCCAGGCCUGUCCUGAUCAUCUCUAUCUGUACUAAAACUGCACAACACUGCAAUCACAGAAGAUUGUUAUCAUAAGUUCAUUACCUCUUUCAUUUCCUUCAUCAACCAUUCUCUUCCUCUCCUUUUUUUUCAUUUUAUUCUCUCAAUAUUCUUGUCUGGAACUCAUCACCAGAUCUUCAUUUUUUUUCAUGGCACAAAAUAAUGAACUCAUCCAUAUACCACAACAAAAUAGAAGAAACAGGCUUAGAGUCACUACCAUUGGAACCAACCCAGAAGAACAAACCUCACAAUCUUCACUUCUCCAACUAAACCAACCAGCAUUACUUUCUUCUUCUCGUCAACCUACUAUCAUGCACACUUUCCCACAAAUGCAAAACCCAAGAGAUAUUAACUACCAGUUCUUUAAUGGCCAGGGUUUAUCUUUGUCUCUAUCUUUUCAACACCAGGAUAACAUGAAUCUCCCAUUGAACUUGGAUGCACAAAAAGGCAAUGGUAAUUCAAUCUUGGGAGGUUUUGUGAAGCAGAAUGGCCAAAUGAGAAGUUCUCUUCCACUUGGUCCUUUCACUGGCUAUGCAUCUGUGUUGAACAGUUCAAGGUUUUUGAAACCUGCACAGCAGAUUUUAGAUGAUUUUGUUGGUGUGGAUUAUAGAGUUUUAGACUUUCCAUUGGAGAGCUUUGGUGAUGCUGGGGUUGGUGAGGAUCCCAUUUCAUGCAGUGGCAGAAUUCAGCAUCGUUGGAAAAACUCAAGGCUCAUUCUGAUACUGGAUGAGGUGUAUAGGAAAUAUAAGCUGUACUGCCAGCAAAUUCAAUCAGUUGUUGCAUCAUUCAAAUGUGUUUCCGGACUUGGGAAUGCAGCUCCUUAUGUAUGUUUUGCGUUUAAAGCCAUUGCAAAGCAUUUCAGCUGCUUGAAGAAUGCCAUUCUAGACCAAAUUCGGUUCACAGAAAAGACAAUUGAUAAUGUUCCAACAUCUAAUCAAGGGCUUAAUAACCAAAAUCCUAUCCAGAACUUGACGUUUCUUCAACAUCCUCUUUGGCGAUCUCAAAGAGGACUUCCAGAUCAUGCAGUUGCUGUGCUCAAGACAUGGCUGUUCGAACACUUCCUGCAUCCUUAUCCUACAGAUUCGGAAAAGCUAAUGUUAGCUCGACAAACAGGUCUCUCCAGGACUCAGGUUUCCAAUUGGUUUAUAAAUGCAAGGGUAAGACUGUGGAAGCCAAUGGUGGAAGAGAUACACAUGCUUGAAUUAAGGCAAGCUCGGACACUAUCAUCAGAAGCAACAACAAAUCAAGAUGCUAAACUGCCAUCUGAGCUCCUCCUAGACAAAUUGCCACAUUUCACUGCAAACACAGAAGUUCAGAAUAUCCAAACUAAACGCCCAAGAAAUAAUAUGUUGUACGCAGAUAAGGAAACUGAACUGCAGAAGAGUGUAUCUUACACUAACCAGCAGCCAAGCAAUCACCACCAACUCCAACUUGGUGGAACCAGCAAUUUCUGUUUAGAAUUGGGUCUCAACCAGAACAAUGGAAUUGACUUGACACAGUCAUUGCCAAUCAAUUUAUGUCACAAUCUCAACUUUGAAACUGACGGUGAUCAGCUGAGUUUGAAAGCUGGUUUUGAUGGUGGAAGACAGCACCAUGGAAAGAAUUUUUAAAGGCAGCCAUGAAUGGAGGAUUGGAGAAAAUGUUCUGUAAGGCAAAGCACAAAGUUUGUUUUUGUAUGUUAGUUCAUUUCUUCUAUCCUGCCUUGGAAACUUGGAACUUUUACAAUAUAAUUGGAAUUUGCUAAUCUUUCUUCUGCUAUUUUUUUUUAAGUUCUUCGUGAGAUUGAAUGUGCAAUCCUAUCUUGGUUCAUACCCACCAUAAA